Molecule: messenger RNA, 1591 nt
Organism: Epinephelus fuscoguttatus (brown-marbled grouper)
Lineage: Eukaryota; Metazoa; Chordata; Actinopteri; Perciformes; Serranidae
Gene: cldni
Product: claudin i
Exons: 3
Coding region: 144-776 (210 amino acids)
Biological process (GO): bicellular tight junction assembly; cell adhesion
Cellular component (GO): bicellular tight junction; plasma membrane
Molecular function (GO): structural molecule activity
Source: RefSeq, a predicted model, not a curated record
CCCCAUCUUAUCACACAGUCUCUGCACAACACUGGUGUAUCAGAAAAGUGCAUCUUCAAAAUAACUCACAGGCAAAGAGAAAGAAGGAACCUCAAGAAACACCUAAUUUUUCAAUUUUCCCAUCAAGUUCAGAGGGAGAAAGAAUGGGAUCUGUCGGCGUUCAGAUUGUAUGUGUGGCCCUUGGGGUCCUCGGCCUGAUCGGGGCCAUUGUGUGCUGUGCUGUCCCACGCUGGAAGGUGUCCUCCUUCGUGGGAUCCAACAUCGUGACUGCACAGAGCACGCAGGAGGGCCUGUGGAUGAACUGUGCGGUGCAGAGUACCGGCCAGCAGCAGUGCAAGAACUUUGACUCCCUGCUGGUGUUGCCCUCUGACCUGCAGGCCGCCCGCGCCCUGACCAUCAUCUGCUGCCUGCUCUGCUGCCUCAGCAUCCUUAUCCUGUUCUGCGGAGCCGACUUCACCACCUGCAUAGAGAACGAAGACGCCAAGCCCAAGAUCAGCCUGGUGGCCGGGGUGGGCAUGCUGCUGGCAGGCCUCUUGUUGAUCAUUGCCGUCAGCUGGUCCGCCCACAAUAUUGUGCAAGACUUCAACAACCCCUUGAUACUUCCUACCCAGAAGAAGGAGAUAGGGGCAUGCAUCUUCAUAGGUUGGGGGGCCGGCGCUCUGCUCCUUCUGGGUGGUGGUCUGCUCUGCUGCUUCAGCAGGCCUGGAUCUGGCAGCUCUGGGGGAACCGUCAAGUAUUACGGCAACAAUGCCGGAGCCAAUAAAAACUACGUGUAGUGGCUUUAUGAUGGGGACUGGUGUUUGGGGGGGCAGGGGUUUACUUGGUCAAAGACCGGGGAGCAAGAAAGUAGCUGACACCAGGGGUUGUUUUGGGAAGAAAAAAACAGAAAACAUCUCUGUAUAUACUGAAUACUCUGAUUUCUUUUUAGUUAUGCUGGUGAUGUUUUAAAAUUUAGUUUUUACUAUUGGGUGCUGGGUUAUGCAUAAGCUGUUUAAAAUUAAAAAGAAAACAAAUGGUAUACAUGCCAAAAAUUACACAAAUUUGUCAUAUUAGAAUUAAAACUGUUUUAUUUGGGUUUCUGCUUUGACACAUACAAAAUCAGCUAGAAUAUCAUAGCUGCAAAACUUCUGCAUUUUCCUUUUCUUAAUGUUUGACUUCAAAAGUACGUUUGAUAUAACAACACGAAAAAAAUCAAGAAUAUGAAAAUGUGAAAAGUGUAUUUGCGGGAAUAAAAACGUACCCAGCAUUUAAAUAUAAAAGAGCCACCCGGCCUUUUAAAACACACUAGAGCAUCAUAUCUUACAUGUAACUUGGAUCAACAGCUUUGUCUAUAUUGCAUGUUUCAUCACUUGUCUGUUUCUCUUAAGUCUUUCUUACUUCUUUUACUUCGUCAGAAAAAGCUGCCUAAAAUAGGUCUUUAACCAAAGGCACCUCAGCAGGCCUCAGGGAGCAUUUAUGUGCACUUGUUUCUCUGAUGAUAUACUCUUAAACGUCCACAGGACAUUCAAACAUUUUCUGUAACAUUUGGUAUUGCUCAUUUUGUUUUCUCAUUUUGUAUGACGAUGAGUAUUAAAAAUUGGUCUAAUUCAAA